This is a messenger RNA of Epinephelus fuscoguttatus (brown-marbled grouper), 2122 nucleotides long. It is a transcript of the gene fuz, whose product is annotated as fuzzy planar cell polarity protein. NCBI's taxonomy places the organism in Eukaryota, Metazoa, Chordata, Actinopteri, Perciformes, Serranidae. Gene Ontology annotation, biological process: non-motile cilium assembly; vesicle-mediated transport. The transcript has a single exon. The coding region runs from base 284 to 1591 and encodes 435 amino acids. The record is from RefSeq and is a predicted model, not a curated record.
UGUUGAACACGGUUAGCUAACAAAAACGACUAGCGAGUGAACCGACGGUUUGUAACGUGUCCAGGCAGAAUAGAUAACCGCUUGUCUUGCCGUUGUUUGCAGUCACAUAGUUUAACGUUGAAGCUACGUGAUGCUAACCGCUCAUCAUCCUCACUAGUGUAACGCUAGUACAAUAUAAUAACUAGCUUGGUUUUUGUCAUUGUACGACCAGCUCAAUGAGGACCGUUAGCUUACUGGCUCAUUAACCUGCAGCAGCAGAAAACAGUCCAAGAGUGCAUUCAGGAUGAUGCUCCAGCAUGGGUCAACACAGCUCCUCUGCCUCACAGCCAGCAGCGGGGUCCCUCUCUUCACCAGAGGAGCCUCCAAACAGCUGCCCUUCUCUGUCAUCGGCUCCCUGAAUGGUGUCCACAUGUUCGGGGGUGGUCAGGGAGUAGUGCUGUCCUGCUGUGAGACUGAAGGUGGAGGCAAAGUGGUGUGGAGAGUGUUCCAGGACAGUGUGAUGCUCAUUGCUGUGAGUGGAGGUGCACAAGGUGGUGCAGGCAGCAGCAGCAAAGAGGAGGAGGUGUGUUUACAGCGCCUCCUGGAGAAUGUGUGGAGCUGCAUGGUGCUGGUGUUGGGGCAGGAUGAGCUGACCAGUGUCAGGAAUGUUGAGAGGCUGAAGAGGGACCUGCGGUCCUGCUUCAGCCUCAUUGAUCAGCUGUUGGAGGAGAAGCAAGAGGGCAUCCUGGGUAACCUGACCCACUGCGCUGACUCACUGCUGCCUCCGAGCCCCACUCUUGUUCAGGAGGCUGUGGAUGGCUUCGCUCAGGCUGCAGACAGUGAAUUUGGCUGCCUCAUGGUCCAUGGACGGAUAGCUGCAGCCACUGAGAAGUGGUGGCGCCUGGCACCACAGGAAGUUGUGCUGCUCUCUGCUUUGAUACGAUCCCUCUCUGCCUCUGGAUCAGCCUCUUGUGAUUACCCUGUUUUCCUUCCUCAGGGCAGCCCCACCGUGGCCCACCGCCUGCUCCGCUUCCAGCUGCUCCCUGGGGCAGAUGUGUGCGUGCUGUGCGGCCCAACCCCGUCACUGCACAGAGCUGAGAGUGGGUUAGUGGGUCGUUUUUGGACACCCCUGGUGGAGACCCUGAGGGACUGCCUGGCUGUCGGAGAGCGCUGCUUACCAGGAUCUGUAUCCCUGCGCCCUGAUGUGCUGGCACUUCUUCUCAUCAACCGUGAAACACGACGCUCAGUCUCCUGUGUACGGACUUCCACUAAUCACCCACUCAGUGACCUCCCUUUACCGUCCAAGGCCCGCUGCUGGGAGCUACUGAAGCUCUUCUACAUCUUCAGCACAACACGCUACUUCAACCAGGAGGAGACGUCCUCCGUCUCCCCAGAUGAGAGUGCUCAGAGAGGAAACACUGACGACUUUGUCCUUGGAUUCUCUCACCAGCCACUGCAGUGCUAUCUGGUUACAGAGGAGUGCAAGAGCUAUGGACUUCAGACGCCACAGCACCAGCUCUUCCUGCUCAUGCCACUGUCAGUGCCAACCUUUGUACUGCGUACGGUGGCCACACAGACUCUCUCUGAUAUAGUUGGAGCCACUGGGUUUUAAUUGAAGACUUUACUUUGUUACAAAAUGUAUGAAACCUACCAUCUUUGACCUUACAGGUGGAUAGAUAUUCACCUGUAAGGUCAUUUAGCUCAAAGACCUAAACAUCAGCCUCCCUCUUUCCAUCUUUUGUACAGACACUGGUGUGAGAUGCACAACAGAAAAGGAUAUCACUGUUGAUGGUCUCACUGGAUAUUUUUACUGGACUACUGCUUAAGAAUUCAACACUGGUGAAAAUAUGAAAACAACUGAAAGUGAACUUCUCUGAGCUUUGUUUUGCAUUCAAGAGAUAAGACACUGUUGCACUAUUGUGUCUAACUGCUCUGGCUUCAAGGCUGUCCCUGUCACAGUAAUAAAAACUGGUUAGACUUGAAUACUAACAGUAUCACUAGGAUUGCACUGUGUUUCAAAAUGUGUCAGAGAAUGACAGAGAAACGUGAAAAUGUUACACUGGGAUAAAUAAGUGCCUUUGACAUUUUGAAUCAUUUCACCUCAAAGAUUUUGUAGUUUUAAAUAUAGUUGGUUACUUUCUGA